AUUUCUUUUUCUUUUUUUAUCCAAGGUUAAACGCCAUUUUGUGUUGUGUUUAUGUCGUUUGCCGCUACUUUGGAGACAGGGAAUAAGAGAUGAGCUACCGCGACCAUCCGUACCGUCCCGACAGCAUGAUGCUGGACCCCAACACUGUCAGCUCGCGGGUGUACGUGGGCAGCCUGCCUGUCCACGAGAUCACCAAGGGGGAUCUCGAGGAGCGUUUUUCCAAGCACGGCAACGUGCUGGGGGUGUCCAUGAACACCAGAGGCUUUGGCUUCGUGCAGUUCGAGGACGAGGAGAGUGCGGCAGAUGCCAUCAAGAUGGAGCACGGAUCUCUCUUCCGCGGCAAAAAGCUGGAUGUGAAGGCAGCACGCAUCUACUCGCGGCCUGGGGGCCCGCCGCCACGACGCAACGACGAUGACCGUGGCAGAGAGAGAGAGCGAGACAUGGACAGAGGCAGAGACAUGGACAGGGGCCGAGAUAUGGACAGGGGCCGAGAUAUGGACAGGGGCAGGGACAUGGACAGGGGCCGAGACAUGGACAGAGAGCGGGACCGCCCUCCUCGCGACAUGGAUCGCCAGUCCCGUGACAUGGAUCGUGCGUCCCGUGAUGAUCGCCCGCCCCGCGAUAUGGAUCGAGACUCGUUCCGAGACCGGUCCCCUGUGGGCGAGCGCGACUGGCGAGGAAACAGGUCUCGUAAUGACGAUCGCUGGCCAUUAAGUAGUGAUCGUGAUAGGUUCGACUACCCUCGCAAGGGUUCCAUCGAGCGAGAUGGCCGGAGCAGCUUCUACAGCGGCCGCGACAGGGAUGGACAGUUUCCCCCGGACUCCUUCCGAGGCCCGGUCGGCCGCGAUGAACGCCCGGUGGGCUACGGGAAGGAUCCUUUCUCGUUCAACGAGCCGCGUGGGCCGAUACCAACCGUCCCCAAUGUGGCCAACGUGGAUCGCACCAAUGACUGUGAGAUCAUCGUGGUGAACAAGGAGCAGAGGGAGUACGCGGAGUACAUAGAGCACCGCCUCAAGCAGCUGGGCAUGACGGUAGACCUGCUAUUCCCCAACGAGGAAGUGCCAGUCAGCCGAGUGCUAGCCAACAUCUCCCAGCGCGGCAGCCUCUACGCCAUCGUGGUGAUGCCACAGAACGAGGAGCACCGCAGCCUCACCCUCAACAUCCUGCACGGCCAGCCCCAGGAGCACCGCAACAUGCCGAUUGAGGAUGCCAUCCCGCUGAUGUCGCGCAACUACGAGGCAUACGUGCGCGGAGAGAGGGCAAGCCGGUGCCGAGCGCGGGUGGCAGUGGUCCCGGCAGGCACGUCCAGUUCGGCCGCGCUGCCCGAGCGCCACCCAGAGGCCAUGCAGGUGCUACUGAACCUGCUUGCAGACAACCGGCAGCUGACCGCGCUGCAGUACGAGCGCGUCAUCGCAUACCUGCAGGAGUGCCGCGAGUGUCAGCUCAAGCUGGAGCUGGUGACGCCGAGUCCGUUGUGUGGGCCCGUGGUGUUGCAGCGCCCAGUCAGGCCAAGAAGCAGGUGGAUCUUCAGCAUCGCAUUCUCAACAUCCUGAACAGCUCGUCUGUGGGGGCGCCGGCACCCGUGCCGGUGCCCGUCAUGCCCCCUGCCACUUCGAACAGCGGGGGGUGGGGCGGCUCUGGCCCCACGCCCCUGCUCAGUGACCCCACCGUGCAGAGAAGGCUCUCGACAGCCUCAUGCAAGGCAAUGUGCUGCGGAGCAUUACCACCACCCAGUCCAACACGCUCACCACGCACACGUCCUCUAGCUCGUUGGGCACGCCCCCGUCCCAGCCGCUGUUCGGUGCCUACUCGUCGGCUGCCAACGCUUACUCCAACGCGUCAGGUCGCCGCUACUAGCCUCCCUCCCAGCUUUUAUAUUCUUUGUGUCGUGAGUCUAUGUUUUUUUUUUUCCAACUUGAUGUCUCAAUAAAGAGCAAACCUGUAUUAACAUGAUUAUCCCUUAUAACUAUUGGUUGUGCGUUACUUGAUGUUUGUUCGUGACUCUGUAUGCUUCGUGUUUCGUAAAUGCCGUAGCGAGAUGUGCAUUCCAUCAGCUGAUUCUGUCGACCGGAAACGUACAUGUGCUAAAAUAAUUUUAUCAUAUUUCAUAGAAAUAAUGAAAUGUUGAAUUUUUAUUCUACUGUA
Molecule: messenger RNA, 2145 nt
Organism: Bacillus rossius redtenbacheri
Lineage: Eukaryota; Metazoa; Arthropoda; Insecta; Phasmatodea; Bacillidae
Gene: Neos
Product: nuclear receptor coactivator 5
Exons: 9
Coding region: 90-1553 (487 amino acids)
Molecular function (GO): RNA binding
Source: RefSeq, a predicted model, not a curated record